CUCCCUUCUGAUACGCGACAGGUCGCGUGUACGGCGGCAACCUAAUCUUCACUUCUUUCUCAUUGAGCAGCGACCACGAUGCGCACUCGAUCCAAGCAGAAUCGAUCAUGAACGCUCAGAACUUCUACGUACAGUUCUGCCGCCGAACAGCACGCCGCUACCCCUUCCUCCGCCGCUUCUCCGUCACCACGAUCGGACUGAUUCUCGUCUGGACGAUUGCAAUCUACACCGGCGAGCGCUCGACAUUCGCAUCACACAUCACAUCCUGCGCCUGGGAGAGUUGGGAAGAAUGGCCUCAGGACGCGGCUCCGCACCGCCUGGUCUUCGUGUCCGAUCCUCAGCUUGUUGAUCCGCAUACAUACCCAGGUCGACCAUGGCCGCUGUCCAGCCUGACCGAGUUCUUCACCGACAAAUACAUGGCCAGGAACUUCCGUCUUAUCAACCGCGAGCUCGACCCGGACUCGAUUGUAUUCCUGGGAGAUCUGUUCGACGGUGGAAGAGAGUGGAGAACCAGCCAAUUCAUCUCAGGUGAGCAGGGUCGGUGGAAAGAGUAUGGCACAUCGCAGUGGACGUUGGAGUACAAUCGAUUUGGCAAGAUCUUCUUCGCUCCGGAACAACUUUAUCCUCGUGCCGAUCGAGCGAUCACAGCAGCUCGUGACCGCAAGAUCAAGACGAAUUUGCCAGGAAAUCACGACCUUGGAUUUGGUACUCGAGUUCAAAUACCCGUGCGGGACCGAUUUGAAGCCCACUAUGGCGACACCAACACGGUGUAUGUCAUUGCGAACCACACAUUCAUCAGUCUGGAUACACCGUCUCUCUCCGCUGCAGAUGAGAUGACAGAUCCGGAACACAAGCAGCAAGCGCGGCUGGAGCAUGUCUGGCAGCCGGCGAAUGACUUCUUGAACAAGCUUGACGCUGCCGGUCCCAAGGUCGUGGCGGAAGCGCUGAAUGAGUACUUCCCGACCGCACGCCCUUCGCAAGGGUUCAGUCAUGAGGUUUUUGAUCCGAAAGAGGCGUCGCGUCGACCGACCGCUGACAAGCACACUGCGGAACCACGACUACCGCUCGUACUGCUCACGCAUGUGCCGCUCUUCCGGCCAGAUGGAGAUCACUGCGGUUCUCAAAGAGAGCGCGGAAGGGCGAUACCCAUCAGUCAUGGCUAUCAGUACCAGAACGUCCUCACUCCGGGACUGAGCAGUACUAUUGCGAGGAAGAUCUCCGAGACGGGAGACCUUGUCCACGUCUUCUCUGGAGACGACCACGACUAUUGUGAUUUGGUACAUCGCUUCAAUGUCAAGCCUUGGAUUGAUGGCAAGAUACAAGACAAGCCAGUCAUGAAGGCCAUUCGCGAGAUUACAGUCAAGAGCUUUAGCUGGGCCAUGGGCGUGCGAAGACCCGGCUUUCAACUUGUCAGCAUGUGGAACCCGGUCGAUGCUCAAGGUAUCUCGAUUGGAGGCACGCCGACGACAAUUCAGACACAUCUCUGUCUGCUGCCGGAUCAGCUGAGCAUAUUCAUCAAUUAUGGCCUGCUGCUCGGCGUGACGCUCGUGGUGCUGAUUGUGCGCGGCGUCGUGCUGUCAUUGCGCAAGCCCGAUGCA
This is a messenger RNA of Zymoseptoria tritici IPO323, 1598 nucleotides long. RefSeq names its product cell division control protein 1 (gene CDC1). The record is from RefSeq and is a predicted model, not a curated record. Gene Ontology annotation, biological process: GPI anchor biosynthetic process. NCBI's taxonomy places the organism in Eukaryota, Fungi, Ascomycota, Dothideomycetes, Mycosphaerellales, Mycosphaerellaceae. Gene Ontology annotation, cellular component: endoplasmic reticulum. The annotation marks the transcript as partial. The transcript is spliced from 3 exons. Gene Ontology annotation, molecular function: hydrolase activity.